Messenger RNA from Drosophila biarmipes, 2127 nucleotides. RefSeq lists its product as uncharacterized. NCBI's taxonomy places the organism in Eukaryota, Metazoa, Arthropoda, Insecta, Diptera, Drosophilidae. The coding region runs from base 138 to 962 and encodes 274 amino acids. The transcript has a single exon. Gene Ontology annotation, molecular function: ubiquitin protein ligase activity. Gene Ontology annotation, cellular component: cytoplasm. The record is from RefSeq and is a predicted model, not a curated record. Gene Ontology annotation, biological process: protein ubiquitination.
CGCUACCUUGUCACAUCGAUAGUUUGGCUUGUAUCAUCAACCACUGCCUGGUCACACUGAUUUCCCGGCGUUCGUGUUUGUUUUUAUUUUGUUUUCCGCCGUUUAUUUUGAUUUCUCGUGAGGAUGAACCUCCCACCAUGCUGUAUGCUCUAGUCCGGAUAGCCGAGUUCGUGGACCAGUUCCUGCUGCGCCCGCUGGCCAGCGUGAUCGAUGCGGUGGUCACCGGCGUGUACUACUUCCUGUGGAGCAGCUACUUUGUCGGCUAUUGCUUGGUGGAGGGCAGUUUGCUGGCAUGGAACUUCGUGAGAUCUACGGUCAGCGAUGUCCACAGAGGCUGCUGCGACCUGCGUCUCAUCACGCUGGAUGUGACGGAGUACUUGUAUGGCGGCACCAGAGGUGGCCUCAAGAACGCCUGGGAUUUUGGUCAAGCCGUUGGCCGGUUCUUCUGCAAUCUGCUCAUCGAACUGGGCGAUUGCAUCUUGUGGGUGUUGUUGCUGCUCCCAAGAAUGAUACUAUUCAUUGUGGACUGCCUCUUGGACUUUGUGUUUCACUCCAUCGUGACCCAGGGCCUCAGCCUGCUGAACAGCGUGUUCCGGCUCUCGAUCGGACUGUCCGUGCUUCUUAUUCUCUACAUGUUUCGGCGCUAUGUGUACCUGUUGCUCAUCUGCCUGCUCCAACGUGCCCGCAUCGAGAUCUCAACAAAGACGCAAAGCGUUUACCUCUGGACCGAUCAGCAGUUACAGCGAUUUAGGCAGACCAUUCGCAAUGAUCCGGGAAACGCAGGAUCCCCGAAUCGCGGGGGCUGCGUGGUCUGCAUGGAGCGCAGCCGGAACAUCGUCAUCAUGCCCUGCCGGCAUCUCUGCCUCUGCAAGGAGUGCUCGCAGCAACUGCGGCUCCGCCUGGAGCAUCGCUGUCCUGUCUGCCGCAACGAUAUCAUUUCCUUUCUACCGGUGUACAUUUGAUACUGCCCACUUUUGUAAGAGUUUUAAAGCUUAGCAUAUUUGUACAUAAGACUGCCAAUUGGAAUUAGCUUUAAGAACCCAAUAUCGGACUAAUAAUAUAACCGAAUGCCUAAGGUAAAAGACAAUCGAAACAAAAAGAAAGCACUUCUUGUUCGGAUAGGUAAAAAACUUGUAUAAUUACAAAACACGUUACUUAAAAAUCCGAAAAAAUUUAAAUCAUUAGAAGAGGAUAUCCUAGACUGCGAAAACACCAGAGUAGACAACAAGUUUCAACACGCCUCCCAAAAUCAUCUUAAAUAACAUUCAAAACUAAAUUGUUUUAUGUAUUUAUUUCAAACCAAUGAAAAUAUACGAUUUGUUUUGUAUACAUUUAUGUAAAUACGGUUUGGUUUUUCGUAUAACUAAUUUCUCAAAAGACAGAUAUAGAAAAAACGUUUGUUUUGGGCUUACAUUUUAUUUAAUUUAAAUGUAAUUUAAAUCGAAAUGAAAUGAUUCUCUUUGCUUCGUAUCGUAUUGCAGAGUUAAUUGAAUUGCAUGUAAUAAGAUUUUUCAUAACACUCAUAUGCGUACUGUUUUGGAUACUUAACUGGUAAAUGAAACGAUCAAAUAAGAGUAAAAUUACACAACGGCCUAUCAUCUAUCAGAUAGAUAUUUGUUAUAGCGUCUUUAGGUUUCACCUAUCUUUUUUUUCUGCUCAUCGCUAGUAGUAGGCGCAUAAUUGGAUUGGAUACAUGUCUAAGUUUAUCUGUUGUGUGGUUUUUGUGUUGAAGAUAUAGCGUCUAUUGCUCCAAUAGACGCACUCUAUUUCGAAUAACAUUAUCUUUCGAAAAGAACGUCUAGUUGCUAUAUAAAUUUAAUUUGUGCCAAUUUCUUUUGCUCUCUUCUUUCUAUUUUGUUGUAUAAAGCUUUAUGCGCUGCUUCUGGCUUAAUCCUAACCGUUACAUAGUAAAAUAUAUAUUUCAUGUGUAUAUUUUAUUUUAUAGCAAUAUUAAAAAGUUCUCAUUUAAAAUCGUUUCAUCGAAAAAUUUCACGUUUUACGGUUUAUAUUUUGUUUCGUUUUGUAACUGUAUCUCAAAAAUAUGAAUCCACACUUGACAUUUACGUAGUAUAUAUGUAUGCAUUUAUAAAACUACAAAAGAACAAUAAACCAAAAUAUAUGUGUAUA